Clupea harengus (Atlantic herring) is the source of this 2732-nucleotide messenger RNA. It is a transcript of the gene avl9, whose product is annotated as AVL9 cell migration associated. The record is from RefSeq and is a predicted model, not a curated record. Lineage: Eukaryota; Metazoa; Chordata; Actinopteri; Clupeiformes; Clupeidae. Gene Ontology annotation, cellular component: cytoplasm.
ACGUCAUGCAGAACCCAUCAGCCACACGAAGCGGAAGCGCAAUCCCCUUUCUUGUGACUGCGAGCUUGAAAACAGCCCAGCGAGCCUGGUAGAGGACUGUCACUGUUGUUCUGUUUACACUUGGCACUUCACAGAAUAACAAGAUAAAGACAACUCACAUAACCGACGCCAUGGAAUCGAAUGGCAAAGAUGAACUCAAAGGGCCCGUGCUACAUAUCGUGGUGGUUGGAUUUCAUCACAAGAAGGGUUGUCAGGUGGAGUAUUCCUAUCCUCCCAUCAUGCCUGAUGAGGGUCAUGACAGCAGUGCCCUCCCUGAGGAGUGGAAGUACCUCCCCUUCCUGGCCUUGCCUGACGGGGCACACAACUUCCAAGAAGACACGGUUUACUUCCAUUUACCACCCCUAGAAGGAGAGAUGAAGUGUGUCUAUGGGGUUUCCUGUUACAGACAGAUAGAGGCAAAGGCUCUCAAAGUGCGGCUGGCUGAUGUUACCAGGGAAACGGUGCAGAAGAGUGUGUGUGUCCUCAGUCGAGUGCCUCUGUAUGGCCUCCUCCAGGCCAAGUUACAGCUCAUUACACACGCUUAUUUUGAGGAAAAAGACUUCUCCCAGAUAUCCAUUUUAAAGGAACUGUAUGAACACAUGAAUGGCUCAUUACGGGGCACGGCUCUGGAUGGAUCACAGGUGUACUUGGGACUGUCUCCCAGAGAUUUAAUAUUGCACUUUCGACAUAAGGUCCUCAUUCUCUUUAAACUGAUUCUGCUAGAGAAGAAGGUCCUGUUCUAUGUGUCUCCAGUGAACAGACUGGUCGGGGCCCUAAUGACUCUGCUGUCGCUUUUCCCUGGCAUGAUGGAGCACGGCCUUGCUGACUCAUCCCACUACAAGCCCAGGAGCAGCGUGUCUGAAGAGCUGACCCCGGUCAUUGAGAGCGUGCCAGGCGCCGAGGAGUUUGUGUCUGUGUCUGUCACAGACAUUGCCAACGCCACCCGUGAGCUGGAGGGGGCCACCGACGCCCCAAGAGUCCUGUCCCCUCCCUGCAGCCCCCUCAGGGAGGACGCCCACCUCCUGAAGCCCCCCCAGCGCGCCUCGCCGGACUCAUCUGAGAGCGACUGGGAGACCCUGGACCCCAGCGUGCUGGAGGAGGCGCAGCAGCAGCAGAAGGAUGAGGAGGAGGAGGAGGAGGAGGCCGCUGGAGGGUCGGGGUCAGGGCCAUGCCAAGGGGAGCAGGAUAAUGAGGCCUUUGAGCCCGCCUCCGGCCUGCCCAUCACGGUGCAGCCUCAGUCCUCUGCAGGCGGUCAGGGCGUCCUCACCCAGGGGCUGGUGUCUGGCUUGGAGGAGGACCAAUAUGGCCUGCCCCUCGCCAUCUUUACUAAGGGUUACCUGUGUAUGCCGUACAUGGCCCUGCAGCAGCACCACCUGCUGUCAGAUGUGACCGUGCGUGGCUUUGUUGCCGGAGCAACCAACAUCCUCUUCCGUCAGCAGAGGCACCUGAGUGAUGCCAUAGUAGACGUGGAGGAGGCACGGAUCCAGAUCCAGGACCCGGAGCUGCGGCGGCUGCUGAGCCUGACCACAGCUGACCUGCGCUUCGCAGACUACCUGGUCAAGCACGUGACGGAGAACCGUGAGGACGUCUUCCUGGACGGCACCGGCUGGGAGGGGGGCGAUGAGUGGAUCAGAGCACAGUUCAACCUUUAUGUGCUCUCACUGCUGUCUUCCACGCUACAGCAGGAUAAUGAAAAGAUGUUGGCUGAUUAUGGAGCUCCAUUCGUCUCUGCCUGGAGGAUCACGCAUAACUUCAGAGUGUGGUACAGCAACAAGCACCCGGCCAUGGCUGAGAUUACCCCUGGCCAUCCUUGCCUUGGCCAGUACAGUGUGACUGACAUGAAGCUGCGCCUCUCUCACUCUGUGCAAAAUAGUGAGCGUGGGAAAAAGAUUGGCAACGCUGUUAUGACCACCAGCCGGAGUGUGGUUCAGACGGGGAAGGCUGUAGGUCAGUCUGUGGGGGACGCCCUGACCAGUGCCAAGUCAGCCAUGUCAUCGUGGUUCUCCACCUUGGCCCAGCCUGCUGCUGAGGCUUCCCCAGCCUGUCCCCAGACUCCAGCUACCAAUGAGUGACACCCACACCUCCUCAUGAACUGUGAUAAACCUCCAGCUUGUAACGAGCCCAGACCCAGACCCAGACCCAGACCCAGACCCAGACCCAGACCCAGACCCAGACCCAGACCCAGACCCAGACCCAGACCCAGAGACAAUCCAGGGGCACUAGUCACCCUUCCUGACACACGUCCUUGGUUGACUCAUGGUUCAUGGAGCACUGAUGUACAACCACAGAUUCAGAUGGUAUUCCAGCCAUUGGCUGCAUCGGCAUGCUAUCCAUUGCUCACUUGAACUCGGGCUUUAGGAUGAACUUGAUAUAUCAGGUACUGUCCGCCCCGGACUUCACCAUCAAGACAAGAAAAAAUCUCCACACUAAAGUCCUUUUUUUAAUCUCCAAUCUGCAUCUCUCCAUUCUUUACCACUUACCAGAACUGUUGAAGCAUUGUACACCAAUGGCUAUCCUCCCCAUGACUUCUUCCCUGAGAUUUCUGUUAUUUUCCAAACCUCAAUGGAUCAUGAACGAUCAAAGUCUAAGUGUUCUGGAAGUAUGUUGUAUCUUUGUUAAUGUAUCUCUGUGUGUGUGUGUGUGUGUGUGUGUGUGUGUGUGUGUGUGUGUGUGUGUGUGUGUGUGUGUGUGUG